Molecule: messenger RNA, 1932 nt
Organism: Trichoderma breve
Lineage: Eukaryota; Fungi; Ascomycota; Sordariomycetes; Hypocreales; Hypocreaceae
Product: transcription initiation factor TFIID component TAF4 family domain-containing protein
Exons: 3
Coding region: 1-1932 (643 amino acids)
Biological process (GO): DNA-templated transcription initiation
Cellular component (GO): transcription factor TFIID complex
Source: RefSeq, a predicted model, not a curated record
AUGGCGCAACCACAACCUUCGCCCCAGAUUCCGCCGCGGGCAUUUUCGCCUCCCCAGCCAAGCCCAUCUCCCGCGACAUCACAUUCGGGCUUCGCGCUGCCUCCCAACAAACGAGUACGAACCGACGGGCCUGGAUCACAGCCUGGAUCGCCUUACGCCGCCUCGCCUUACACAAUGAGUCCAGUCCCCGUGGCCACUCCCCCCACUGCAGCCGGAUCGCCAACGUAUCCUCAAGCACCAACGCCACCUGUGCAGGCCGGAUAUGCCAUGCAGUACACAAACGGCCAUCCUCCGCCUCCUCAAGGACUGAGUCUUCCAACCGCCUCGCCAACAGUCUCCACGCCCGUCAUGCACACUCCUCAGCAAGCGCCAGCGCAAGGACAGAUGCCGAUGCAAAUCCCAAUGCCAACACCAAUGCAGGUGCCUACGCCAGGACAGACUCCGGGGAUCAUGGGACCUCCCCAGAAACCAGCAGAGAGACCAACGAAAGACUACGAGUAUGAUGUGACGGAUUCAUUGGCUGGUACGGGAAUCGACCUUCGCGCAGAAGAGCAGUACAUGGCAGACCUCUAUUCAAAUGCUCUCGAGGGAACGCCUGAAGCCAGAACAGGAUUCGCCCACUAUGCACCGGGUUCCAAGUCCAGCUUCUACGGUGCCGGUCCCGCUAACCAGCCUGCCCAGCCUACCGACUUGGCACAGAAGCAGUAUACUGCUCAGGCAGCUGAGCAGGCGUGGCAAGAAUCAACAAUGCGACUUGCUGUGCAGAGAACCCAGGAGAUCAACGAUCCUUUUCUUCUUGUCGCAUUGCUGCAUCGCCGAGCAGAGAAAAUUGCUCGCGAGCAUCAUCUUGGUCUUAAUUUAGAGCUCAAGAACAACGUCCCAUCUAUGGGAAAGAUGAAGUUGCCUGAGAACUUUGCAGCACCCAAAGUAACAGUCAAGACAAGUACAGGUCCGGAUGGCACCUUGGUGGAGACUAGCGGGUCCUUUAUUCCGCAUGACGCUUUUCUGGUCGAUCAGCUUGCGCUGAUGUCGAUAGCAACGAAGCAGAGAGUACGUGAGUUGGUUGAGGACGCAAAUGUGGUGGCGAGAACACGGCAGAAGACGUCUCAUGGAGAUAUACCUCCGGAGUGGGCAGCCGCUGCUGCUCCAAUGAAUGCAGAGCCAUUAGAACCCAUUGUGGAAAAGGACGGCGAUGCGAACGGAGCUGUAGCUGGAACCGGUGCUGGUACUGAAGCCGGGCAGGGUACCAGUUCGUUGAAGCGUCCUGCCGACACAAAUGACACGGCUGUCAAACAACCACCGGCGAAGUUGCCUAAGAUCGCCUCUUACGCCACAUUGACAAUGAGAGAUUUGGCUAGGCAAGAGCGUGAAUGGGAAGAGGCUCGACUACGGAGACGGCAGAUGCGUAAAGAAGGCUUGGGCGACUCAGCAGCUUCAGCCUCACGAGCAGGGAGCGUCGCACCCGGUACACCCGGGUCGGUAGCUCCAGAGUCAGAAAAGGCAAUGACGAAGAAGGAAUUGAAGAAGACACAGGCCAUGAAGGCGGCUGAGGCUAGCAGUCAUGCGAACCAGAACAUCACGAGUAGCAUGUUUGCGGGCUUAGGAGGCAAGGGAAGCCUCUUUGGCAAGAAGAAGUCGGGCAAGACGUAUGACUGGAUGAAUGUUGGCCGAGGAGGAAGCGGUGCUAGUACCCCGACACGGGCUGCCCCAGGACCAGGCAAAGGCCCGAAUGGCGUUCCCGGAGCUCCAUCCCCUGGCAACAUGGCAUUGACGACUGAAGGACGAAAUAGACUGGGCACAUGGCGGGAAGACAAAGAAAAGGGGAAGAACAUUCAGCUUCGUGACUGGAUCACCGUGCUGGAGAGAGACGGCCGGGAGGCCAAGGCGUUGCAACACGCUUAUAUAAACUUGGACAAUUCGAACCCUAAAUAA